Molecule: messenger RNA, 3759 nt
Organism: Sycon ciliatum
Lineage: Eukaryota; Metazoa; Porifera; Calcarea; Leucosolenida; Sycettidae
Product: histone-lysine N-methyltransferase PRDM9-like
Exons: 9
Coding region: 382-2649 (755 amino acids)
Biological process (GO): regulation of transcription by RNA polymerase II
Cellular component (GO): nucleus
Molecular function (GO): histone methyltransferase activity; RNA polymerase II transcription regulatory region sequence-specific DNA binding; DNA-binding transcription factor activity, RNA polymerase II-specific
Source: RefSeq, a predicted model, not a curated record
GGUGGAUGGAGAUUUCCUUUCGUCAAAGAGUUCUCGAUCUGAAGUUCAUCAGCCUGCUUGUGAAAGUUUUUGCGAAAUUGUGCUACGCCAGCCAUUGAUCUUGUAUUUCCUACCUGCAUUUGACUGACAAGAAAAUCCGCCAGAGAUCAGAUUGGCUGAGUGACAACAUCGGACUGUCUUCUGACUCUUCGGUGCUUGUGGGAGAGACCGGCCCUUGGGCCUCUCUCCCAUUCCCUGUCCCUGAGUGGACUAGCACGCCGUGCCCAUAUCGCGUGGUGUGAUUCGGAGAGCGUAGGCUGUCUGGUUCAAUACCAAUCAGACGAAGUGCGUUGUUGACGGGAAAAAGAAUUUCUUCGCAGUUAGAUCAUCGUGUCAAGCAACAUGCCACUUCCCUUUAACCCACCUCCGCCUCGGUCUCAGCUAACCGAGCUGGAGAAGAAACGCGAAGAGAACAUUCGCCGUAAUGAGGAAAUGUUGAUAUCACUUGGUUUGCUGGCACCCAACGGAUCGUUUUUCCAAGCCAAGAAGCGUUCUAAGCAGCUCUUGAUGGAGUCCGAGAGCGAGUCAAGCGAAGAUGAAGAGUGGACACCACAGGCGGAGUGGCAGAAGAGAAUGAAAAAACAGCCGAGAACCUCAUUUGACGAGGUGGAGAGAUACAAGGCUAAAGCAGCCAAGGCUGGAGCUACCAAGAAACAGCAUGAAGAUGAUGACAACUUGGACCACAGCGUGACGGCAGAUCAAUACCGUGAUGAUGAUGCUGCUGAUGAUGAUCGAGGAGAAAAGGCAGCCAGCAAAAACAAGCCGCUUGUACUUGAACCUGAGGACACACCGAAUUUGGCAUGUCCAAUGUUGAUAAGCCCUGACCCUGCCGACGUGGUGGAAGGUGACACUGUGACAGCUGAAUCAGAGUCCUGUGAUGGUAAGCGUGUCCGCUACCCGAGACGUCAAGCAGCCUCUAAAGUGUCAUACAACGAAGCAGAGUCAGACGAUGACGAGUACAUUUAUUGUGAAGAUUGCGAUGACUGGUUCCGUGGAGAUUGUCCCAACUGCGGACCAUUGCAACCUCUCAACAGUGAAGCAAUGGGUAGCAAACCAGUGCGCAGUCAACACACUUCUCUGCUCAUUCCGCCAGAGAUCAGAAUUGGGAAAUCUAAAAUUGCUGGUGCUGGUAUGGGAGCAUUUGCAAAGACGUUCAUACCGAAGGGCACCCGGAUUGGUCCGUACACAGGAGAGGUGAUUGAAGAGGACGGUUUGAAUCCCGAACGGGACAGCAGCUACAUGUGGGAGAUUGCACCAACAGCAUCUGGGAAGAAACGGUUGGUUGAUGGCAAAUCGGAGAAACAUGCCAAUUGGAUGAGGUUUGUGAACUGUGCUCGUAACGAGGAAGAGCAGAACUUUGUCGCUUACCAGUACAAAGGUGAAAUCUACUAUCGGUCAUUCCGUGACGUUCGGCCGCACGACGAACUUCUCGUUUGGUAUGGCAAAGAGUAUGCAAUGGAAUUGGGCAUUGCAAUGGAGACCGCAUUGUCACUGCAGACAUCUGAGCCAAAGCAAGACGUGCAAAUAGCAGAACCAAAGCCGUUGACGAAACCAAUUAGGAAAGAGGCAAGAAAGAGUGGUCCUGGGUCAGCAUCUAAACAUUCUCCUGUUCAGCUACUCUCACUGCCCGGGCUAAUACGAAAUAGACUACCACCUGCAACAACGCAAGAUAGUACAGGGCAGCUGCCCAAACCAACCAAGAUGAUCCCUGAUCCAGAUAUCAGCAUUUGUUCAAUGAAUGGAAUGGUGGGCAACAGCAGAACUAAUGCAGACAAUAGACUGCAUGUGCUGAAGAGUGAAAUCAAAGCUAUUGUCCAGUUGAAGCCUAGGAAGAAGGAAUUGAAAUGCAAGGCAUGUGGAGUAACCAGCAAAACCACUGAGCAUCAUAUCAAGCAUGGUCAGGGACAUGUUGCUAGCCGUGAUGCUGGGUACAAGUGCCAGUGUAGAGAAUGUGGUGACCUGUUUAGACACCAUAGUAGCCUUCCUAAACACCAAAGAAUACACACUGGAGAGAAGCCAUAUAAAUGCAAUGUGUGUGAUGCAGCAUUCAAGAAUGGUAGUAACCUUGCUACACACCAAAGAAUACACACUGGAGAGCGGCCAUAUAAAUGCAAUGUGUGUGAUGCAGCAUUCUAUGAUCGUAGUGCCCUUUCUAAACACCAAAGAAUACACACUGGAGAGAAGCCAUAUAAAUGCAAUGUGUGUGAUGCAGCAUUCACUCAGAGACCCAACCUUGCUGCACACCAAAGAAUACACACCGGAGAGAAGCCAUAUAAAUGCAAUGUGUGUGGUGCAGCAUUCAAUCAGAGACCCAGCCUUGCUACACACCAAAGAAUACACACUGGAGAGAAGCCAUAUAAAUGCAAUGUGUGUGGUGCAGCAUUCAAUCAGAGACCCAGCCUUGCUACACACCAAAGAAUACACACUGGAGAGAAGCCAUAUAAAUGCAAUGUGUGUGAUGCAGCAUUCAUUCAGAGAUGUGACCUUGCUAAACACCAAAGAAUACACACUGGAGAGAAGCCAUAUAAAUGCAAUGUGUGUGAUACAGCAUUCAAUCAGAGAUCCAAACUUGCUAAACACCAAAGAAUACACACUGGAGAGAAGCCAUAGAAAUGCAAUGUGUGUGAUGCAACAUUCAGUAGAAGUAGUAGCCUUGCUACACAUCACAAGAGAAGGCACACUGACAAGUGAGUUCUGAACCAGAGGAGAGAACCACACUCAUUGUGUUAUCAUCAAGUCUAUGUGAUGAUUGAAUAAGUAAUAUUGAAUAUUGCAGUGAAGAACUGAGAAGAUGACUCGUCAGGAACAAAGGAAAGACUGAACAGCAACAAGAGACAAGCACUGUCAAUUAUGGACACGGAGUGCACACAUCCAUGCAUCGUAUGGUAUGCGUAGUAUGCUGUAAGGUAAUACGCACACACAUGCAAGGAGAUGCAAUGCCAUAAUAACAAACAUGAGAGUGCAAAUAUGUACGAUGUACACGGGUACAAUGUACAAUGUACUAACAGUGUACUCUUGUAACAAAUGGAGCACAUCAGUUGAGCUGAUUGACUAGACUGGUGAAAUGACUGAUCAUAACAAACUGCACACAAUACAUUGGGCAGUAAUGUGACAGAGCCCCCCCCUCUUCCCCUGGAUCCUUCAUUGCAGCAUACCAUCAUAGGAGACAUGGACAGUACAGGGGCGUAGCAGCCGUACCGGCGUUGGCCGUUUUUUUUAACACAAUGCCAAAAGUGCCCAGAAUGCAGGAUUUUGCACCCUAAUUUCAAAUUUUCACGGGGAGACCACCUCCAAUGGCGGUGCUACGCGCCUGCAGUAGCAAAGUAACCAUAUCAAAGUCACCUACCGCCGGUAUGUGAUCACACAUGCAAUCAAAAAACAUUCCCUUGAACUGAAAAGAGUAUAUACCAAUACCCCGCACAAGAUUUCCAAGCAGCUGCUGGAUCUAUUGCUUUGUACCAGCCAACAUCACAGUGUUUUUACUAUGUUGAUUUUUUUAAUGAGGUGCACAUACACAUAUUUACCAUUCCGUAAUUUUGUACACUGAAUUGAUUUUCAGACCACACAAAAUUUUUAAUUUCAUCCUACCUCCAUCAUUUCAGGGUAGUUGCCGCCGAGCGAUUUCAUUCACCAACUUUUCCAUUCAAGUUUUUGAAUUGGCAUUCAAUAUUCAAUCAACCCGUCUGCUGUCUGAUGAGUGUUUGCACGCAAUACUCCAAG